AUUAAACCUGACCUAGUGCUAAAACUGCCAAGGACCAUAUUAUAAGACAGUUCAGUUUCCGCAGCACAAUACACAUGCCCUUCCCACCCAUAAAAUUCUCGCUUAUCUUGCACGGGUCGUACCUACGUCAACCUCUAUGAGCCAAGUUCUAAUCCACAGCUGUGGAGUCUCCACUUCGCUUCGCUUUGAUGAUACGUCAUUUUUCAUCGAGCCUACCAACCUCGACGAUCACACAUCCUCUUGCUGCGCAGGCACAUACAGAAGAGUUAAGUACACAGAGGUGCCUCUUCGCAAUGUCAUUUCCGCCAAAGUUGCAUCUGGCGUCGUCGAAGUACAAUACCUGGUUCGCAAGGACAAGCAGAGCCGCUUGAACCUUGCAACGACAAGCGGCGCAGUUCAGAACGAAGAUAGCACGCGUGCCAAGAAGUGGUGUGAGGCGCUACUUCUGGUUGCAUAUCAGGGCGCGAAUCCAGCCAAGAAUCUCAAGGUGCUUGUUAAUCCUCAUGGCGGACCGGGGAAGGGAAGAGCAUUAUACGUCAGCAAAGUGGAACCCAUACUCCUUGCUGCUGGAUGUAUAUUGGAUGUAACUUGCACGUCACAAUUUCAUGGCAUUCUCCCUUCAUGCUCACUAAUGUAUUCCCACAUAGACACCACCCAUAGCGGUCACGCUAUUGAAAUUGCUCGCGAAAUGAAGCUGGGAUAUGAUGCUUUGGUCACUGUAUCCGGUGACGGUUUGAUCCAUGAGGUCCUCAACGGGAUAAAUCAGCAUGAACACCGUGAUCAGGCAUUUUGUAUACCAAUAGCACCUAUACCAACUGGCUCCGGUAACGGGAUGUCUCUUAAUCUAUUGGGUCUGCAGGACGGGCUGGACGUUUGUGCAGCAACUCUGAAUGUCCUUAAAGGACAACCAUUGAAAACCGAUCUAUUUUCUUUCACCCAAGGAGAUCGUUGCCGGAUAUCAUUCAUGUCACAAACUAUCGGAAUAACGGCAGAUAUCGAUAUUGAAACUGAACAUUUACGAUGGAUGGGGGAUAUCCGAUUCAUCGUAGGCUAUAUCCGUGCUAUCAUUGCCCGCAAAUCAUGUCCGAUCGAGUUAUCAAUGAAGGUCGUCGAUCAAGAUAAAUCCCGCAUGUUGGAUGCUCUUCAUGCACGACGAGCGGGCAAAUCACCUAGCCCAUCUAGCCCUCCUAGUUCGCUCCUCAGUGACGACAAGAAACCUGAUAGUGCAAGCUCUUCACAUGAUGAGUGGACCCGGUUUAAAAGACCUAUCCUGUGGAUGUACGCUGGCCAAGGGCCGUUCGUUAGUCGGGCUUUGAUGCAGUUUCCUGUAUCUUUAGCUGAUGACGGGCUUAUCGACAUUUCUAUACAAGAAAUAACCAGUCGGAGUGCUCUCUUACGGGCCAUGGACGGUGCCGAAGAAGGCAAAACGUACUGGAUAAAUACGAACCGGUACUUCAAAGCGUCUGCUUACCGUGCAAGGCCACUCGCCUCCAAGGGCAACCUCGUGGUGGAUGGCGAGCAGGUUCCCUUCGAAGAGUUCCAGGUAGACGUCCUCAAUAGACUUGGGACCUUUUUAUCCCCGUAUCCUUUUUAUGCGCCAGAAUUCUGAGUACGAGACAUCCAAGGGAACACCUAGGAGGAUACAGUGUACGAUUAUAGUUUCAAUGAUACCCUUCUUGUACAUUGGAAUUGAUUAUCGACUGUAGUUGUGAUACCUAUGCCAUACUGACUACUUAAUCCAUGAAUACAGAGAUGUUCGC
Molecule: messenger RNA, 1760 nt
Organism: Suillus subalutaceus
Lineage: Eukaryota; Fungi; Basidiomycota; Agaricomycetes; Boletales; Suillaceae
Product: ATP-NAD kinase-like domain-containing protein
Exons: 8
Coding region: 137-1609 (490 amino acids)
Biological process (GO): sphingosine biosynthetic process
Cellular component (GO): intracellular membrane-bounded organelle; membrane; cytoplasm
Source: RefSeq, a predicted model, not a curated record